AUGGAGAAGGUGAACAUCGAGCCAUGUGUGAAGAUGGACACCCAAACCCUUGAUCUUCUCAAGAUAAGAGAUGAUGUCACAUGGUACAUAAGGAAGCUAGGCUUGAGCAAGCUCUUCAAGCUAGAAUGUAGUGAGUACUCACAACUCACCAAGGAGUUCCUCUCCACAGUAGCUCUUGCCUUUCCCAACCACAAUGGAGACCAACCAGCUGGUGAUGGACUCCUACUCUUCAAGAUAGGCGAUGCCAAUGGGCGCAUCUCCAUCUCAGCUCUAUGCCAACUCUUUGGACUUCCCAAUGAGACAGCACAUGACUUCAAGGAGAACUCAAAGAGGAAACAAGCUGCCUUUGCUGAUUGGACACACUUUGCCAAUGAACCAUUCUUGCCUUCAAGGUCAAAGGUGUCUAGAAUCACUCAUCCAGCCAUUCGCUAUGUGCACCGCCUCAUCUCCACCACUUUCCAAUGCAAACAAGAAGCCAACAAGGUCACAACUGAUGAGUUCUACAUCCUCACCACACCAUUCAUCAAGCAUGAGUACAAGGCCAACCUUGGACUUUUACUUGCCAAGACAUUCAUCAAUGUGAGGAAGCUAGCUCAAGACUUGGAAGGCAACAAGAAGCUUUGUGUUCGUUUUGGGAAGGCAACAAGAAGCUUUGUGUUCGUUUUGGGAGGCUUAUCACGGCCAUAG
Messenger RNA from Microthlaspi erraticum, 687 nucleotides. NCBI's taxonomy places the organism in Eukaryota, Viridiplantae, Streptophyta, Magnoliopsida, Brassicales, Brassicaceae. The record is from the annotation of a GenBank genome assembly.